UUGUUUUGGCAGACAGACAAUCAGUUGUCAACCUAUAUAUUUACACUUGACAGAUUUUGCAUUAUUUUUUUUGGAAUUUUGGGUCCAUAGGAGAAAACAAUAAUAACAAACUCGCACAAUGUUAAUAACACGCAUCGCACAAAUUAGAGCAGCUGCUGCCACUUUGUCCGCCGCAUCUUCACCCGUUAUGAGACAACUUUUGGGUAGAGCCAUCACGGAGACACAAAGGCGACAAUCCACACAUUUUCGCAGUGGAGCUCUGAAACCGAAACCCGAAGAAACCCCAUUUGGCAUGGUGGGUGUACUGUGUUCGGUAUUGCCUGGUCUUUUUAUUGGGGCUGCGAUUAGUAAAUCUGUGGCCAAUUUUCUGGAGGAGAAUGAUCUAUUUGUGCCAGAGGAUGAUGAUGACGAUGAGGAUUAAAACCUCGCCCAAGGUUUUGUUCAAGAGCAAUUGAAAUGCCAGACAAGACGACAAUAGCACAUUUUUUAUUGUAUUGGAGCACACACAGACACAACACACUACACUAGUCAUAUGUACUACUACUUGUUAUAUAGUGAAUCUUAAGGAACGACAAAAGUUAACACAAAACUAAAACACCAUCAAAAUACGAAGCAAAUUGAAGGAAUUGCUUGACCAGCCAAUGAUGGCUACUCUCGACACACCAAAAACACACAACCUAUAGAAAAAAUUCAAGGUUAUGUUAAAAUUUGUUCGAUAAAGAAACAUAUAUCCCUUGUUUUUUUCUCAAUAGCGCACAGUUUUCUUUUUUUUUCGCUGGACCAUAGCACAAAAUCAAUGGACUAUAUUAAAUAUCGAAAUCGUAUUGUUUUCUUCGUUCUUCUCUCUGGAAAAGAAAACUUUUCUCUUAUACAUAUAUAUCUUUCAAUCUCUCUUUUUAUAUAUAGUAAUUAUAAGCUAUUUGAAACAGUCUACUACGCUGAUGAUUAUGAAUGAUUAUUCUUCUUAAGCUUAAUUUUUUUUCUUUCUUUCUAAAAACAAAAGCAUUUUCUUGUUUACCAACAACAAAAUUAUAAAGAUACAAUUAUAAUCAACGAAAUAAAAUAGAAAUAUGAAUUAUGUUAAUAUGUACCUAACAAAUCAACAAUGUAUGAAUGAA
Molecule: messenger RNA, 1118 nt
Organism: Musca domestica (house fly)
Lineage: Eukaryota; Metazoa; Arthropoda; Insecta; Diptera; Muscidae
Gene: EMRE
Product: essential MCU regulator, mitochondrial
Exons: 2
Coding region: 119-421 (100 amino acids)
Biological process (GO): mitochondrial calcium ion homeostasis; calcium import into the mitochondrion
Cellular component (GO): uniplex complex; mitochondrial inner membrane
Source: RefSeq, a predicted model, not a curated record